AGAUAAAAAAUCUGGAAAAGGUGGGUAGGAAGGAAUGGGUGCUGGGUUGGGCAGGAGCAGCACCAGUGGAGGUGGUCUGCUCGAGGCUCUUCCCACAGGAACGCCGCUUCAUGUAGCUAUGUUAGGUCUUGACAGUGCAGGAAAAACAACUGCCCUCUAUAGAUUAAAAUUUGAUCAAUAUUUGAAUACUGUACCGACCAUUGGUUUCAACUGUGAAAGAAUCCGUGGCGGCAUUGGUAAAGCAAAAGGAGUAAAUUUUUUAGUUUGGGACGUAGGUGGACAGGAAAAAUUACGACCUCUAUGGAAGUCUUAUACAAGAUGCACGGAUGGUAUUAUUUUUGUUGUUGAUUCUUGCGAUGCGGAAAGACUUGAAGAAGCAAAAAUGGAACUUACAAAAACAGCUAGGAGUCCCGAUAAUGCUGGCGUGCCCAUUUUAAUUCUUGCAAAUAAGCAAGAUCUAUUGGGUGCUAAAGAAGUGAGUGAAUUGGAAAAGCAGCUUGGUGUCUUGGAACUGGCUGGAAUGCCUGGCAGUUCUAGUAUAAGGGUGCAACCUGCUUGUGCUAUUACAGGUGAAGGUUUACAUGAAGGCCUGGAUACUCUCUACCAAUUGAUAUUAAAACGACGUAAAUUGGCCAAGCUAAACAGAAAAAGGGCUAGGUAGGCCAGGGCUUCGGAAGACUGCACAUGCGUCUUCUGAUAUUGCCCACGGAUGAUCUCUUCCCUGAUAACGGAGGUGCCCAUCGUGGAUCUCUCCGUUUCAUCUUUUUCAUUCUUGUCAACUUUCUCACCGACAUUGUUGACAGCUAAGAAGUGCUCAAUUAAAUAAGUAGAUGGCUAAAACAUCAAUAGCCCCGUAAGUCUGAAAGUAGAACAGUAUUGAUUAUUACAAUUGCUUCAAUUGUUAUUACAACUACUGAUAGUUUGUUAACUUAGGUCACAUCAAGUCUUGCGAUCAACUUUGUGUUGAAGAGCUCAGACUAAUCAAACUUGACUAAGAAAAACAUUCGCACUUAUAAGACUAAAUCAUACAAGAUCGAUAGCUUCAUCUAAGAAAAAUUCUUUACUCUAUACAUGACUUGAAUUCAGUUCUGAUAAGAAGAACAUACCACAUCCACGUAGUUGAUGGAAUUUGGAUUGUGGAUUGUGAAUUGUGGAUUAUCACUUUCUAAUCUAAGAUUUAAUAGAAGAUAUAUAUAUAUAUAUAUAUAUACACAUAUAUAUACGCGCGCGCGCGCGCGUGUGUGUGCGUGUGUGUGUGCGUGUGCGCGUGCGUGCGCGUGCGUGUGUGUGUGCGUGUGCGCGGGCGCGCGUGCGUGCGUGCAUGCAUGUUGAUGGCAUUAUCUUCUAUUCAUUCAUGAUAAAGUGUGAUGGUUUUAUAUCUUAGAACCAUACAUACUAUUGUGUCACUUAGUCUGAAAGUGAUCAAAGUUGAAAAUGACAAAUCAUAAAUUAUUAAUUUUGUUAAAGAGGAAGAGUAACAUUACUAGAUAACAGACUUUUAAUAAUUUUGGACUUGCCAUAGUGUUGAUGAAAGACAUCAUUUGUAAUGGGACAAUAAUUGAGCUUGAAAUGUGUAUUCAUGUGAACAUCCCAAUUGAAGUUUUGCAUUCACAAUAGACAUAUGGAGCAUUAAUACAUAUACUAUGAUUCCCAAAGUCA
Molecule: messenger RNA, 1659 nt
Organism: Vespa mandarinia (Asian giant hornet)
Lineage: Eukaryota; Metazoa; Arthropoda; Insecta; Hymenoptera; Vespidae
Gene: Arl4
Product: ADP ribosylation factor-like 4
Molecular function (GO): GTPase activity; GTP binding
Source: RefSeq, a predicted model, not a curated record